Astyanax mexicanus (Mexican tetra) is the source of this 6636-nucleotide messenger RNA. Its product is annotated as ankyrin repeat domain-containing protein SOWAHC-like. The coding region runs from base 336 to 2189 and encodes 617 amino acids. Lineage: Eukaryota; Metazoa; Chordata; Actinopteri; Characiformes; Acestrorhamphidae. The transcript has a single exon. The record is from RefSeq and is a predicted model, not a curated record. Gene Ontology annotation, molecular function: protein binding.
CGGACGCCUGGGCGCAGUUAUCUGUAGACUUGGAGCUGGGCGCUGCUGGAAGGGGGUGUAGUGUAGUUUGUGGUGGUGCUCCGCUUGCUGGUGGGGCUGUGUAUUACUUCCAGCUUGGUAACGGGAUGAGCGGGCAGUGUGUGUGUGUGUGUGUGUGUGUGGACAUAAUAGCCCAUCCAAAACGGGGCAGGCGUCGAAUGCAGCUUCAGCACGAGCCUCAGCAGCCGCUUGAGCUUCUUCGUGUUGUGGAAACGAUGAACAUCUCUGGUGAGGAUUAACCUGUUCCAUACUAAAUAAAGCGUGCAGGUCGGGCAGACUGGGAUUAAAUCCGUCCGAUGGCGAGCGAAUGCACCCAAGAAGCGGUUCUGCGCUUCCUAACGGAGAGGGGUGGGAGAGCGAGGAACGUGGAUCUGAUUGAACACUUUCGAUCAGCCAUUCCGACCGAGCCAGGCAAGAAAUCAGCGGCCAAAGAGGCUUUCAAAGGGUAUGUUGACAGCGUGGCCGUGGUGAAAGUGGACAAUGGGGAGAAAUACGUGUGCUUGAAGAAGAAGUUCAGAGGUGGGCUCGUUGGAGGAGACCGUGAUGGUCGUCAGCAGGAUGGUAUGGAAAGGACGGGAGAUACGGAGCAGGGGAACGGUGGCAGGAACAGUGUCGUUACGCACGCUACACGAGCUGUCCCGUCAGAAAGCAGCGAGAACGGAGAUGCAAAACAAGAAAUUGCACCUGGCACUGGUUGCGGAACUGCUGGUCCGGGUGUGCCGGGGAACACCUCGCCUGCAGGAGAAGAUCAGCCUGAAGCAGAGAUGGGCAAUCAGGUCAUGACAAGAAAAGGAUCUGAAAAGGGAGUCAGAAAACUCGAGGAUAUACCAGAGAUCACAGUGCUGGCAGAUGUGUCUCUUCUGCAUGUGACUGACAGGACUGAAGUAGAAAGCAUGGUUGGGUCUGAAGAAAGGUGUGAUCAGACUGUUCCAGAUGGAUUGGAGAGUAGUAGUCCUGAUCAGACUGUUCCAGAUGGGUUGAAAACUAGGACUCAUUGGAAGGGUACCUACUUGGAGGGUACAUCAUCUACACAGGAUGACCAACAGACAGAUGGCCAAGAUGCUUCAUCAGAUCAGACUGCUCCGACAGGUCCACUGGACCUGCAGAGCGAGUCAGAUCAGAAAAUAUCUCAGUGGCUCAGGCGCAAACAGUCUGGAGGGUCCCAGCGUGGUGGUGAACAGUCUGCAGAUGAGGGGCCAUUUAUUGACAUUAACACUCCAAAAGGCAGCAGGAAGAACUUCCUCGAGCACAUGAUGUCAAGUUCGCCACAGGUCCGGCGCAGCAUGGCCCUGAGGAGCUCAGUCUACCUGUCCAACAGGUGCAAGGAUUCUGCCAGGAGCGAUGGCGACGCAACGUCCUUGAACUCCUCCUCCGGCAACAACAUGUACUACGAGAAUGCUUCAGUUGCUCUAGAACCACUGGAGCAUGAGUGGAUGAUGUGUGCCAGCGAUGGCGAGUGGGAAAGCCUACAGCGUCUGCUGGCCACCGAGCCAGGCCUUAUUGGCAAGAAAGACUUUGUGACUGGUUUCACAUGCCUUCACUGGGCCGCCAAACUGGGCAAAGCCGAGCUGCUGGCUCUCCUUGUGAGCUUUGCCACUCAGCGUGGUGUUCCAGUGGAUGUAAACGCCCGCUCCAGUGCCGGCUACACGCCACUGCACCUGGCAGCCAUGCACAACCACAUGGAGGUAGUAAAACUGUUGGUGGGUGCUUAUGAUGCUGACGUGGAAGUACGAGACUACAGCGGAAGGAAAGCCAGCCAAUACAUGAAGAGCGAGGUGGCACACGAUGUCCUCGACAUAGUUGGGGCUAUCAGUGAAGCUGAUGUUGAAGUCCAGCGGGAAGUCCAUGGUGGAGAAGCCAGCGGGUGGAGGCUGUCCCGGGUCCUCCAGGCCAACCUUAGGCCAUUGAAGCUGCUGAAUCACAGUGCCAGUGAGGACGACGUGAGCACAGUGGGUGAGAACGCAGGGCUUGUAAAGGAGAAAGUGCUGCGCAGGAAGACGUCUCUGCGCGGGCUUAGGCCCAGACUCAGCAAGAUCCGAACAAGGACACAGAUUGUGCAUAGCACGUCUCUGUCUGGGCACUUUGAGAGGGAGGCUGUGGAAACCUCUGGGUCAUUUAGGUCCAGGCCCAAGUCAAAUCUCUUUGGGUAACUGUGGAUAUGAAGAUCAUAUGGAGGUCAUCUCAGGUCCACAGUUCCACUGAUUUUUUAAAACUUCUGCUAAAUUAAUUGGGUAUUCAAUGUAAGCAUUUAGUCAUUUAAUGUGGUUUGAUGUGAAAUUGUUCUAAAAUACUUGCACAGGGAUACAUGCAGGGUGUUGUUUAUCAAAAGAGUACCUAAAAAGCCUAUUUCUUAGCUUUACCACUAUUUUGCUAAAGUUGAAACAACAUGAAAUACACACAAAAGCUUGUGUAGUUUUACUUUUGCUAGUUUCAUUUUGGAUAAUUAGUGAAAUUGCUAUAUUUAUAUGGUCAACAUUGUAAGCCCUUGCAUUAAUGAUCUUUCUGAAAUCUGAAAACGUAAUUUCCUCUGAAAUCAAAAUUUUGCAAUCUGCAUGAAUUUGUUUACUCUCUGACUACAGAAUUACUAAGAAGUUUUGAACCAUCAGUGAAAUUCCCCUUUAAAGGAAUGACCAGCAACACUUAAUCACAAAAUCUUUUAUCAGUCUAAAAAGCUAAUGUUGAAUAACAACAUGCUAACAAUUAAUAAAACUCUGCCAUUUGUCUUUAUUAUGCAAAUCAAAUCAAGCUAAUUGAUGACUACGAUGACUGUUUGCAGUUUAGUGAUUAUCAACGGUAACAGGCUUGGUCAGUAACAUCCUUUAAGGACUGCAUUUCUGAAUGUGGAUUUAGCCUAAUGUGCACUGCUAUUUAUAGAAAUCCUGUUUACUCCAGGUUUAGGCUUAAUCUGGGUGUGGGAAACCAUUCCACACUCAAGGUGGAGACAAGAAAGCCACCAGCAUUUAGCUUUACAGUAGCACUGCCCUGAAAUUUAAGGGAGCUGAUAUUAGUAGCAGCCAGCCACAAUAAAGAGAUACAGAUACAGAGUUUUAUUCACUUGACUGGGUGCUUAUUUUGGUAACAGCUAAUAUUUAUUAUUCAUGUCAUACCGCAUCACUUUUAUUACAGGAAAUAUCUUUACCUCUGUUUUUGUAAAUGGACUGUUAACUGUGUUGACUCACUUUUGAGCCAUUACAAGCCUUGGAUGUGGCUAACAUCCAAGUUAAAAUGCUCAUGUGUGGCUGAAUUGUGGGCAUAGUGGGUUCCAUGCAGGUUGUGAGUUGUUAUGGGUUUACGUGUUUUUACUGGAACCCAGUUGGACCCCCAAGUGGGGGCCAUCAUUACAUCUCAUGCUAAUCCCACAUGGUCCCACGUAGCUUUAACCUCUCCUCGUCCCAUUACUGACCCUGAUGGGUCAGCCCAUCACUGUCAUUUAUAUGUGGGGCCAACAUAAAACCCUUGGACAAUUUCUGGGGCCCAGACUGGGGCUAUCCAUAAAGACCCCACCUGGGCAUGUUAUCUGGCUUGGUACACCUUUGGCACUGUGCUGCCCUUCCACUACCAGCAGUCUUACACUCUAAUACGCUAAUACUUAAUCUGCAAGUGAAUGCAGGCCCAUGUGUAGAAAAGCAGCUGGCCUGUUUACCUAUUGUACAGCAGUGUGUGUUGAAUAUGGUGUACCCCCUAAUUCUCUCACUAAUAUUUAUUAUUUCCUGUUGUUACUGUAAUCCAAACUCACUUUGAGGCUAAGCUCUUGUGAUACACUGAUUGUACUUUUUCUUUCUUUGCACUUUUCUUAGACAGAGCACUAAUUUAAAAGACUAACCCUUAGUAACUAUUGUUAUGUUGGACUGUAAUGCACUAGUUGUAGUUAGUGGGUAGGUGAGAGGUUGGUUAAGAAGAUACAGGCUACAGUGUGUUGCUACACACUGCUGAUGUGUGUCUGUGUCAUAGUGGUUUUACUUUGGCAGGCUUCAGCUUGCUGCAUCUUUAGCCUGGACUCUUAAGGUUGCCUGCUGUUACUUUACAAUCUCUCUCUCUCUCUCUCUCUCUCUCUCUCUCUCUCUCUCUCUCUCUCUCUCUCUCACAGAGGCUGCUAGAGUUGGUUUGAGUUUACCAUGUUUAAGAGGGUUCACAGUGUUUCCAAAUUUGUAAACUGGCAUCUAUAAACUUAACCAUAUGUUUGUGUGUCUGUGUAAAUAUAUAUCUGUUAAUGAAUGUCCUCAGCCAUCUGCCAAGGUCUCUGCUGACCUAAUGCUGUGUGUAAUGAUUGUCACCAGGUUGUGAUGACCUGUUGCUUACUAGUCCUUCGUGGGUUUAUCAUCACAUGAGGGUCAGAGUGUUAUCAUCCCUCAGUCAGGUUACGUCACAGGCGACGGCGGUUGUGGAGGAGGUGCUGGUAUAAACAGAGUGGUGUAGUUUGAAGUCAGUUAGCACCCCUAAGCUACCAAUCACUAAUGAUUUUGCAAUGGGAGUUCUGGAAAUGUUCUUAUGCAAUAACAGCACUGUACAAGUCUGUUCAUUUCUCACACAUUCCAGGAAUGAAUUCAGGGGGCUUUCUGAUUCUCUUCCACAGAAAAUGAUUUUUAUGCCGGUAAAUUGUGCUCUAAUAUAAUGUAAAAUUGUUUUAAACAGAGUAUCUGCAUCACAUUAGCACUCUUUGGACUCUUUGUACUCUUUGUGUUGCUUAUUUAGGCAGGUAUGAAAACUGUAAGAUUAGGUGGUUUGGAUCUGGUCUCAGAUAAACUUCAUAGUGGUUUGCUUUUUGUGAGAACAUACUAUCAAACAUACUCCUUGUGUUUGAGCUACAUGGCUGUUCAGGUGCAGUCUAAGCUGAUUUAGUAUCCAAAUAAUUUCUACAGCUAUUAACUAAUGCCAUCUCUGCCAUUUCUCCAUGCUAAACUGAAAUGCUGCACUGAAAUAUGUUCUAGUCUGUAACACAGGGGUAGCUCAGGGGUCUAUUUUCUGGUUUGACAUUGACAAAAUGCAUCAGCAGUGGCAGAUUCUGUAAAACUGAUUUAAGUUCUCUCUUUAUAGUGCAGUAACUAUUCACUGAUUAUUUUGCUGCACUGUAUCCAGUUAAAUAGCACUAAUUACACUCUGUGUAAUAAAAUGCAUAGUGAAUUAUUGAGUUAUUAAAAAUUUAGAUGCCCCGUAUCGAUACAGUACAAUAUAAUGAUGAUAAAAUGCUGAAAAAAUCUUAUUGUCAGUACAAUGAGAAAAUGCAUCAUCAUACCAUAAAAAAAACUUUUUUUAGUGUUAUUAAAAGGUUUAAUUUCCCAAAACUUGCAGAUACCCUGUUUAAAGAUUUGAUCCUUUGGUAUUGACGUGAUCAGGUCAGACGUGUUGUGAUGACGUUUAAGUGAAGUUUAGGUUAUAAUUGUACUUUAUCUUUUAAUGUGUUUAAAGUAAAACAGAGCUCUUGUACUUGUCUUGUUUUUUUAAUGUUUUGUACAUAUGUGUUGUUAAAAUUGUGUUCUUUGUAUCACCGACAUUCCAAUAGAUUGUUUCUCGUCAGGCUGUUUUUAAAUCACUACUAGUGCAAAAGUCCCCUCCUCUGAUAUGGAGGAGUUAACACUUUGCAUACCCACAUGUGUGUUUUGUGCUGGGACAUGCUGAUAUGGCAGCAUUUGGCCUCGAGAAGAUCAGCCAACCACUUUAUCAGAGCGAGAUAAACAGUGGCUGAUUAAAGAGGAAGUUCACAUUUUGUUCUAAGCCUAAAUAAUUAAGUAGUUGUAUGUAAGUUGUGAACAUCAUUCAGUGUGAUUUGGUAUGAAAGUCUUUGUUCAGGAUUUUUUCAAAUUCGUUUUGGUCACUGUGGUGGUGAAACAGAUGUCUGAAAAGACAUGGCAUGGUGGGUCUGAUGAGUGGACCAGACACAGCAGUGCUGCUAAAGUUUUUAAACACCUGCUGGACUGAGAAUAGGCAGUAUCCUGUGAAUCCUGUGCAGCAACAGAUGAGCUUCUGUCUCUUACUUUACAUCAGCAGCUAGAAAGGAGUGUCUAAUCAAGUGGACAGUGAGGGAACACAGUGUUUAAAAACUGCAGCAGCACUGCUGUAUCUGAUUCACUCAAACCAGCAAAACAAUAUUUUCUGUCACCACUAUUGCAAAGAAAUCCUAUCUUUUCUUUGCAGUAAACAACCUUACUUUUGCUCUCCUUACUGUAAGAUCCCAAACAACUGAAUUAUUAGUGGAUUCCCUUUUAAGCUCUUAUCUGAAAUUUAUGGUCAUUUUUUUGUUUCAGUUUGGAAAAUGCUUCUAUAUCUUCAGUGUAAAACUGAAAAAACAUACUUUUUCAAAUAUUUCUAUACCAAAGUGAAAUGUUAAUUUGGACCUAACAGACUACAGAUCUCCAGUUUAGACUCUAAUGCUGCAGUGUAAAAGGGCUACGAUUUGUAUCCAUUUAUAAACUGGUUUAUUUGUUUUCUGAAAUGUUCUAUGGAUAUUUUAUAGCAAUCAACUGUCCUCACAUCAGUGUUCGGUACGACCAGAGUUUUAACUUGAGUCCAUUUAGAGUCAUCGAUGUCUGGCUCAUGGUUGUUUGUGAUAUUAUAUUUAUUAGAUGAGUACCUGUAUAAAUGAGACAUGUAUUGAAACUU